AAGCCUGCAAGUUUGUGAGCAGGCUUUGUAUAUUAAUUUAAGGUUUAGCUGAAGUAGCAGUGUAUCUUUCUCCCACUUGCCCCUUACAAAGCCAAUGCUUCCAAUUGCAGCCUGCAGCAGGGCUGGCUGCUGAGCCUGGGGGCAUUGACAGUCUGUAUCGACUGCAGCUGGUGCUGAUGUUUCCACUAACAGCCCCCACAACUGGGGCUUGUUCUGUGGUAGUAAAGUGUGGGCGUUGCCAGUGUGAAGUCAACAACAGAAUACACCUCUCUCUAAAUCUCUCGCUCCCCUCUCUGUCACAGUCUCUGUGAUGUGAAGACAGAAGAAGCAAGUUGCUGGGGAGGGGAAGAGAACUUCAGUUAGAAAGCAGCUGACGUAGCUAGAAGAUAACAGCCAGGUUUUGGCACAUAAACCUGUCUUCAGCUCAUCAGUUGGGUUAUUGAGAUCAGCUAAAAAGACCUUGGAAAAUGCCGCAGACAUCACCUCUCCCAGCUGCAUCUCUCUUUCUUCUGCUUCUCCGGUUCAUCCCUGGCCUGAGUGGUGAAGAAAAUGCAUUUCUUGAACAGUCAACAGACGUUGUCAGUGUUUGGGAAGGAGACUCCGUCAGCAUAACUUGCUCAAUGUACAAUUCAGAAAAUGAACUGGGGAUGUACUUGAGGACUAGAGUACAACCAGAAAAUGUUUUAUAUGUUCCCAAGGAUAAGAAACCAACUGUUAAUAAAGCUUUUGUGGAUCGCAUCAAGUAUUCAAAGGAAGGAGCAAAACUCACAGUAACUCUGCUCAAUGUACGGGAAUCUGAUUCAAAUUUCUACCUAUGCACCAGGUUUAUUAUGAGAAAUGACCAUCAUGUCAGGCUGGAUGGGAAGACAACCAUUGUAGUGGUGAAAGCUCCUGUGGUUCCACCUCUUAAAUUAGGAAUUAAUAAACGUGGAGCUGGAAUUGUUGAACAGUCACCACUCGUUGUCGAUAUUCAACAAGGCCAGUCUCUCAACAUUACCUGUGCAUUGAAUAGUUCAUAUAAAGAUGAAGAGAUCUGCUUGCUCAAGACUCACAAGCAACCUGAAGGAGUGCUAUGUGUUUCAAGUCAGAAAGCUCUAGAAAUCUUUCCUGUUUUUGCUAAUCGCUUGGAGUAUUCAAAGGAAGAGAAGAAACUAGUGAUAACGUUACACAACCUACAGCAAAGUGACAAUGAUGUGUAUGUGUGUGCUGCAGUGCUGAACAAUUCCUUUCUCUUCUCAGUGAGCCAAAGAGGCACCAUGGUGAUGGUUAAAGGAGGGGAGGAGACAGCAUUCACUAAUAGUUCCUGGGCCUACUAUGGUCUUAUCAUCAUGGCAGUGCUGCUGCUUUCUGUGCUGAUGUGCUACGCCCUGUACCGUGUCCAUAUGAAGAAAUAUUUCCAGAAAAGAAAAACAAAUGCAGUGUAUGAAGAUAUGUCUUACAGUUCUAGACGCAACACUUUUGUCAAACCUAACGUUUACAACGAUUGCACUUAAGCUGGGACCAUGCUGGAUCAACUGUCCUCUUCCAGGUGCCUCUGAGAGCUGCGUUGGCAACUCGAUGUAGUAGCUGAACUGAAAACGCUAUCGUAUACCUUCUUUAGUUGCAGGAAAAAUCUGCCUUAUUUCCAAAGCUGUUUUUACUUAUUUUUAUCACUCGUGAAAUACCUUUUACUUUUCCUUGUACAGAAAAUGCAUGUACCCUGCACAUGUGUUUGCAGUGUAGAGUGGAAAGCAGUAUUUUUGGAGUGUACGUUUGGCUAGAUGCAAUAUAUGGGAUUGUUUCUGUGAUGAUAGAUAACCCUUUCAGGGAAGGUGAGAUAGUUUGAGAGGUCUCAUUUUGCGCUUUCAUAAGUGCUCAGAAAGACCAUAACAGGCUUGUUUAAUAAUUUGCAGUGUAUCCAUGUAUGAAUGAAGUACAGUUUUCGAAAGAAUCUGUGUGGGGUCUACCCAAAAGCUCUGGUAGCUAAAACUACUCAUGAGUUAAAGCAACAUUUAUUUUUUUUCUGAAUAGAAUUCAGAAACUUUGUGACAAGAAUGCAUUAGAAGUGAGGUGCUAGAUAUGUGUGGGUUUAACUAUUCAAAGAUCAGAAUGGUCCCACAAAAAUGCAAUCAAGUGUAGAUAUUAAAUUAUUAACCUUGCUGUGCCAAGCCUGCUGCUCAGGAGAGGUCAUUUCCCUUCAAAUGACAGUUGUGAAAUCCUGUUUACCAGACUUGAGGAGGAAAUCUGCUCACCCAAAUGGCUGGAUUUCCCUUGUAGCAGAGGGGCGUCUGUUGACUGCAGAACCUGCAAUCAUUGCAUAGCUCUACAUGAAUAAACCAAUACAAUCUGAUUGUGGAAACUGAUCGUGGUCUGAGCCUGAGGGUUUUAUACAGUUGCUUGCUACUUUUGUACAUGUAUUAAAGACUUUUUUAUGUCUCUUGCAAUUGA
Anas platyrhynchos (mallard) is the source of this 2427-nucleotide messenger RNA. RefSeq names its product CD7 molecule (gene CD7). Gene Ontology annotation, molecular function: signaling receptor activity. The record is from RefSeq and is a predicted model, not a curated record. Gene Ontology annotation, biological process: adaptive immune response. NCBI's taxonomy places the organism in Eukaryota, Metazoa, Chordata, Aves, Anseriformes, Anatidae. Gene Ontology annotation, cellular component: membrane.